Messenger RNA from Leptomonas pyrrhocoris, 725 nucleotides. RefSeq lists its product as hypothetical. The coding region runs from base 33 to 725 and encodes 230 amino acids. The transcript has a single exon. Gene Ontology annotation, molecular function: protein binding. The record is from RefSeq and is a predicted model, not a curated record. Lineage: Eukaryota; Euglenozoa; Kinetoplastea; Trypanosomatida; Trypanosomatidae.
AGGGAUUGCGAGCCAUCGCGCAUCGUUUCUUUAUGGAGACCUACUACGAGCCCGACUCCGAGCUUCGUGAGCCGCUCACGGACAUCGACGCGUUUCUCGACAGCGCGCGCUACAACGAGGAGGGCGAUCUCGCGCUGCUGCGCGCCUACCUCGAGAAGAACCCCGGCGACGUCGACGCGCGCGACGAACAAGGCCGCACCGCGGUGCACAUGGCGGCCGCCAACGGCCACAUGCCAAUUCUAGCCAUGCUGUUUCAGUUUAGCCCGCAGCCGAACGUUGCAAACGACGAGGGCAAUACGGCGCUGCACUUUGCGGCCCUCAACAACCGCGUCGACGCGGCGGAGGCGCUGCUGGCGCACGGCUGGCGACCGGAGGAGCAAAAUGUGAUGGGCAAGACGGCUCUGCAGCUCAUCUAUGAUAAGCAGUUCAACGAGAUGGAGACGCUGCUCAUGAGUCGUGAUGAGACCCUGGACUCCUACGUGCCUCCGUCCCAGGCGACGGUGAGUGUUUCUCUUCCCGAGGAAGAAGAGGAGGGUAUGGACGAAAAGGGAGAGGCAGAAGCGACGCGUGACCAAGCAGCAGCCGUCAAGCCUCCGGUCGCAGUGAAGAGCGCGCCGGCCGCUGCGGUUCCUCCCGGAAACUCCCCUGCAUCGCCACCCUCUGUGAAGGACGCAACGACGAGUGCUGAGAUGCUGGGCUCCGCUUCCGUGGACGACAUCGAGUAA